AUGGCGACGGGCCUUCACUUCCGGUGUGUGGGAGGAGCCGCCAUGGCGGCGGGCCUUCACUUCCGGUGUGUGGGAGGAGGCGUCAUGGCGGCGGGUCCGGACAGCCUCCUGGGCCGGCUCCGGCGCGGGCAGCUGACGGGCUGCGGCCUGGCCCGGGCCGCGCAGCUCCCGGAGGGUUUUCUGAAGGAGAGGGAUAAGCAGGCCGGUUGGAACGGGAUCCCCUUGCUGGUCCGGAAGCUGUACCGGAACAGCCGCCCCAACGGCGACUUCGCCAAGUGCCAAGACGUCCUCAAGGAGAUCGCCCCUCUGCUGUCCGUCGAGGCCAUAGUGUUCGUCACCGAGGAGAGAAAAGCCAUACGAGAGUCCAGUUUCCCCAGUACCUACACUUUCGACCUCUUCGGAGGAGUGGAUCUCCUUGUGGAAAUCCUCAUGCAACCGACGCUCACUCCACAGAUAACCAAGCCCAAGAUCAGCGACGACCUGACCAAGGAGUGCCUGAGCAUCCUGUACAACACCUGUAUAUGUACAGAAGGAGUGUCCAAGCGCCUGGCGGAGAGGGAAGACUUUGUCCCCUUCCUGUUCUCGCUGAUGACCAACAAGAAGAUCUUCCUGCAGACGGUAACGCUGAUCGAGGACGUCCUGGGAGUUAAAAAGGAGAUUAUCCGCCUAGAGGACGUGCCCAACCUCACCACCCUGGUGUCCAGCUUCGACCAGCAGCAGCUGGCCAACUUGUGCCGCAUCCUGGCCGUCACCAUUUCCGAGCAGGACGACGGUUCCAACGACAAGCGAACUCUGCUCGCCAAGAACGCCCAGCAUAGGAAAAACCCGGGGCCCUCCCGGGCCGAGGUCAAUCAAGCUGCCCUCCUGCAGAUCCCGGGCUUCGUGGAGAAGCUGUGCCAGCUGGCCACACGGAAGGUGGCGGACGGCGCGGCCUCCUCGAGCUUUCUGCAGGAACUGGAGGAGUGGUACAUGUGGAUGGACAACGCCCUGGUGCUGGACUUGCUGCUGCCCGGGGCCGACGAUGACCCUGACCACAGCGGCUCAGAGUCUCCGGACGAGAGCGGCCCGCCCCCUGCCCGGCUGCGGGUGCCCCAGGCCAUGAAGGUCAUGCACGAAGUCAUGUACAAGCUGGAGGUGCUCUACAUCCUGGGCGUGCUCCUGAUGGGCAGCCAGCGCACUCAGGUCCACACGCUGCUCGCCAAGUUCCGGCUGGUGCCCGGGCUGAACCGCCUGUUCGAGGAGCUCAUCUGGAGGGAGCACUCGGGCCCCACCCUCGUGCUGCCCGGCCACAGCCAGAACUGUGACUGGAGCCCCGAUGUCUCUCUGAAGAUUAAGUUUUUGAGACUUCUCCAGAGUUUCAGUGAUCACCACGAGAACAAGUAUCUGUUGUUGAACGGCCCCGAGCUGGAUGAGCUCUGCGCCAUCUCCCGCAAGGCCAACAUCCCUCAGGUGGAGGCGGUUGUCAACACAGACCGGAGCCUGGUCUGCGAUGGGAGUCUCGGGCUGUUGACUCGCCUGCUGCAGGUCAUGAAGAGGGAACCUGCCGACUCUUCGUUCAGGUUUUGGCAGGCGAGGGCCGUGGAGAGUUUCCUCCGAGGAACCACUUCCUAUGCUGACCAGAUGUUCCUGCUGAACAGGGGCCUCCUGGAGCACAUCCUGAGCUGCAUCGUGGACAGCGAGUGCCGCUCACGGGACGUCCUCCAGAGCUACUUCGACCUCCUGGGCGAACUGAUGAAGUUCAACAUCGACGCCUUCAGGAAAUUCAACGAGUACGUCGACACCGACGCCAAGUUCCAGGUGUUUCUGGACCAGAUCAACAACUCCCUGGUGGACUCCAACAUGCUGGUGCGUUGCGUCACGCUGUCCCUGGACCACUUCCAGAGCCGCCCCGGCGCCCACGCGGCCCAGGUUGUGGCCAGGUGUCGCCUGCUGGCCCACGUAGCCCAGCCGCCCGUCAGAACGUCCUUCCUUUUCCGUCUGCUGAGCAUCGUCCACGUGCGGACUCUGACCCAGGAGAACGUAAGCUGCUUGAACACGGGCCUGGUGAUCCUGAUGCUGGCCCGGCGGAAGGGCGAGCUGCCCUACUACCUGCGAGCGCUGCGCCAGAUGGAGGCCGACCAGAAGUACCCGGGCUUCGUCCUCAACAACUUCCACAGCCUCCUGCGCUUCUGGCAGCAGCAUUACCUGCACAAGGACAAAGACAGCAGCUGCCUGGAGAACAGCUCCCGCAUCAGUUUUACCUACUGGAAGGAGACCGUGUCUGCCCUGCUGAGCCCGGAUCCCUCGUCGCCCCAGGCCGUCGGCGCCUACAUCGACCAGGCUUUCAGGGACGUAGACAGAGACUUCACUGAGGACUGAACGCCGGGCCCGGCCCGGCCUCCGGCCCCCAGAAUCCCGCCUCCGGAGACGUCAGCCGAGGAAGGCUGGGCCCUGCCCGAGGUGUGGGGGCCGGUCCGCGUGGGCUUAGGUGUUCUCCCUCCCUCCCCUCCCCCUGAGGGGGUGGGGAGGAGAGAGGGUGGGCUCUGCUCCCGCUGCCUCUUGGCUAGUGGUCUGCCGUCCCCAGAGGGGCAGCGGGAGAGCCCUGCCAGGCGGAGCGGCGUGCUACGGAAACCCGGGCAGGGACUUGGUCUGGGGGAGAAGGUCCGGCCUUCCUGUCCUCCUUUGGACUGGGGCCAGAGUCUACCCCUUCCCCCAGCAAACAGCCCCCGGGCAGGCCAAACCUGGGCCGGGCCAGCGGCUCCAGAUCCCCGGCGGCGGUUGUGGCCGUCUCCCUCCCCCCGCCCCCGUCGGUCCGGGCGUCCCUUGAGCCGGUUCUGGCCGCCCUCCACCCGGGCCUGCUGUGGCCCCAGGGACCAGGUGGCCCCCAGCCGUCCACGGCGGUCCAUUCGGACUCAGGAUGGGGGUCGCGGGGGGCUAGAGGGGCCCUUCAAACCGAGUCACCCCCUUCCUCCCCGCCUCCCCGCACCCGCGGCCGGCCAGUGACCGCUUCCCUCCGGGACUUGUCGGGCCAGGGUGGUUUCAGGCUGCAGGGAGUGGGAGCUAGGGGCUUUGGCGCUGCACACCCCACCCUCCGCACCCCCAUGCCUGCCUCCCCUCCCGAAGGGUCCACUUCCCCAGGUGACCAGACCCACAUGGUACAGGAGCCGCGAACUCUCUCCCCUCCACCCCAACUCCGCCUCUGCGUAUGCCAAGACGGGGCCCAGGCUUGCCACGUGUCGCCAAUCGAUCGACACGGAAUGAGAAGAAAAUGGAAACGAUUAAAGAAGUUUAUUUUAAACGA
Tachyglossus aculeatus (Australian echidna) is the source of this 3280-nucleotide messenger RNA. RefSeq names its product transient receptor potential cation channel subfamily C member 4 associated protein (gene TRPC4AP). Gene Ontology annotation, molecular function: phosphatase binding. NCBI's taxonomy places the organism in Eukaryota, Metazoa, Chordata, Mammalia, Monotremata, Tachyglossidae. The coding region runs from base 1 to 2358 and encodes 785 amino acids. Gene Ontology annotation, biological process: ubiquitin-dependent protein catabolic process. The transcript has 19 exons. Gene Ontology annotation, cellular component: Cul4A-RING E3 ubiquitin ligase complex. The record is from RefSeq and is a predicted model, not a curated record.